AUGCGUCCCCUUCCGCCAGUGCUAACUACGAAGGCGGCGAACAAGCCGAAGCCGAUCCCGGCGAGCCAGCCGUUUCAGGCGCCUCUCUGGGAGCUUCCGUACGUCCCGCCGAAGGAUGCGCCCACCACGCCGGCGCCCGAGGCGCCCGUGCAGGCCCCUGUGGUCGAGGUGGCGCCGACGCGCGUGGAGCUCCCUCCCCCAGCACCUGCGCCUCUGGUGCUGGCCCCGGAGAAGAAGCUGCGCGAGCGGAAAGUUCGCGAGAAGGAAGAGCUUCAGGAUCCCUCCAAGCGAGACGUGGGGGAAGUCCUCCGCAACCAAAAGACGCUGACCCGCCGAGAGGUAUACAGACGCCGCCUGUUUCCAGUCAGUUUCGAGUACGCCGCUGGCCAAGUCAGCGAGGCGGACAUCAUUCUCGGCGAGCGGCCGAACCUCGUGGAGGCGAUCGCGUACUUCCUCUUUCUCGUGGCCUUCAUCGUCUUUGUCGCGGCGAACGCAGACAUCAGCCUGGUCCACAGUGCGAACUCGUCGCUGUAUCGCACGCUCGCCGCCACGCACGUCCCCUCCGGCAGCGGCUACAACGGGUUCAGCGCACUCGCCGCGCAGAGCGACCCCGCGCUGACUGAGGUCACGGUCAAGGGGUCGGAUGCGCUGUACGUUUCGCUGCCGACGCUCAAGACGAAGGCCGACACGGCCUCCUGGCUCCGCGAUGGCUUGUUUGGGCUCCCUUCGUUCCCACACAUCGGCAAGAGCGUCGUCUGCGGGCCUUGCGUGCGUCUGACAGUCCGCCGCGUGAGCUUCGUCACGGAGUCGAGCGAGAUCGGCUACACAGAAGUCUGGCCGGUCGACGCGGCCUCUCCGUCACAGCGACUCGGCUCCGGCAAGCUGGAGCUGACCAGCCCUCUCUCAGAGGUCCUCGGCGGCGUGACAGACGGCACCCAAGGGCGGCUGCAGUGGACGUACACCGCGUACCCCGUCGGCUCCGACAAAACGUUCAACGCGGGAGGCGGCUACGCGCAGAUGGUGUGCGGCGCGGACGCCAAAGAAAUGCUUGAAAACCUCUCGCAGCACCAGCCUCUGUCGAGAUUUCCGCCCUGGUUCCUCCCAAACGCACUCAUCGGAAACCGGCGGACGGUCAACGUCGUCGCAGACUUCCUCUCAGUCAACCCCGAGAGCUACGCCACCUCUUACACCGCAAUCACCUUCCAGUUCACGAGUGCAGGCAGCCUGACUUGGCGCGUCCGCUCGCGGACGGCGCUGUCUUCGGAGGGGAAGAACCUCGCCGGUGUGCGAUAUGGCAGCUUUGGGAUCGCGGUGGCGUUCCUGCUCGCGUACCUCUGGUAUCAGUACGUGCAGGUGCGCGUGGCUGGCGGCUUUCGCCCCUUCGUCAAGGAUUGGUGGAACGCGUUUGCAGUCGUCCAUCUGCUGCUUGUUCUGCUGACGUUUGCCUUUUUUCUGCUGGCCUCCUUCGUCACCUCGGUGCCAGCCGCCUCCGGCGUCUUCACCGAAGAGGGCUUCCAGACCGUGCAGUCGGAGUGGCUCAAAGGCGACCUUACGGAGUCUUUCAACGAGAAGGCCGCGACUGUCGAGAGAGUUGCGACGUUCAGCCAACUCUUCUGGACCAUGGCGGCCAUCGGCACUCUCUGCGGAUGUGUCCUUAUGAUCAGGUAUCUCCGCGUGUGGGGCGGCGCCGCGGCGAAGACUAUGGACUGGACACUCAAGCGCCUCUUCCUCCCGACCCUGAUGUGCAUUGCCUUCAUGCUCGUAGUGCUUUCUCUCUUUGUCGCCAUUGGCAACAUCUCCUUUGGAAUUGAUAACCGCGCCUUCGCAGGCUACUACGAAAGCCUGACGGCUUCGGCGUCGUUCCUUCUCGGAGGCACCGUCGGCAACUACAACGUGUACGAUAUAGUGGAGGAUCAUCGCAUUUUCGCGGGGCUUUACUUCGGGCCUCUUUUCAUCCUUUUUUCCUUCGUCUGCUUCAACAUCCUCGUCGCCCUCGUGCUUAAGACCUACGACUACUGCGCCGAGGAAGUGGAGAAGUCGAUGAAAAAACAGAAGAAAAAAGAAGAUGAUUACCGCCAGACGCGCCUGGGGCGUUGCAUGCACGGCUUGUCGACUUUUUGGAACGAAGUCUCUGCGGGCAUUACCUCCACACACGCGAACGAGAAAAUCGUCGAUCUCGCCUCGGAGAGCUCGCAAGGCGAAAAAGAAGAGGCCGACGACGAUGAACCGCCGCAGUACCCCGGCUGGAUGUGGCAAUCCAUGGGUCUCCCAAGCCCCUACACCGAGGAGGGCUGGAUCGACCCCCACAUCUGGAGCGAGUACGGGCCGUUGUAUGGCGCUUGGGGCGAGUGCUACGACAUCUACGGGGGCACGGCGGCGGAGGGGGGGUGGAUGAACGCGGACGACUUUUACUACAUGCAGUACGCGGACAUGCAGUCGCAGCCAGCGAUCCCGGAAAUCGAUAAGAUUCAGCGCGUGGUGCAGUACAAGCAGGCCGACGACCGCGAGACGUCUUGGCACAAGAUUUUGUGGACUUCCUUUCUCUGCGUGCUGGUCGUCGUCGUGAGCUGGCAGGUGCUGAUUUCCUCCGCACUCCCUCUGCAAAAUUCGGUCAACGCGGCUCUCCGCCGAACAACAUGGACGCCGCCGCCGACGAGUUACACUUUCGACGACCAAAGCCUCGGCUUGAAGCCGCUGGCGCUGACGGUGCUGCAUCCGUCGCGGCCCUUCACGUCGAUUCAGACCGCCGACGACAUCCACAGUUGGCUGGGCUCCGAGACAGGCUUUUUCUACUUCCUCAGAAAAACCACGCCGAGCGACUUCUGGGAGAAAAUCUUCGCCGCAGGCGCGACGACGCCAGACAACGCCACGUCUCGCCCGUUCCUGAUCAACUCAUGGGGCAGUAUGCCGCUUCCGCUUUCGGUGCGCCUGCGUCUGCGUCUGUCCUCCACGACAAGCACGUAUCCGCUCAGCUUCAACUUUCUCGCGACAGACGCGAGUACUUACGACUUGUUUCUCAGCUCGGGCUCCUCUGACGACGAGCUACUUGCGCUGCUGAAGCGAUUCGAGACAAAAAAACUCGUCCGCGCCGCCUGCAGCUCCCUCGAGAUCUCUUUUCUGCUCUACAACAACUUCAAAAAACGCAAUCAAGUCUCCCUCGCCUCCAUCAAAUUCGACGUCACGUCGGGCGGAAGCGUCAAAACCGUCGUCCACGUCCCAAGCAUGGGUCUGAAGCCAUACGACAAGCAGCAGGGCGGCGCGGCGAUCAUUUUGCAGUCCUUCGUGUUGCUCAUGCUGCUUUUCUUCGUGGCCUCGGGGCUGUAUUUGCUCUAUCGCUCGUUUCACGACGCGCCGUUGGAUCACAUCAACUGCGGCUCGGUCUGCUUUCGCCUUUUCUCGUAUUUCUGCGACAACUUUUUCAACCUCCUCGAUCUGGUGUUGCUCACGCUUUUUAUCGCGGCCGUCGUCCUCUGGUGCUUCUUCGCCUUCAGCACCGUGCAUCGCAUCUACUUCACCACGAGCGGGAGUGGGUUCGCCUUCAGCGCAGGCACCACGGAGGCUCCACAGGCCGCGCCCGAAGAGGCUCCACAAACCGCGCCCGAAGAGGCUCCACAGGCCGCGCCCGAAGAGGCUCCACAGGCCGCGAUGUUUGCCAAGCGCGCCGCGGCCGCUGCGGCGUCGGGCGAGGCGUCUCCAGAGGCUUUUGCGGGCUCUUCGUCCUCUCCGGACGCUGGCGCGGGCGCGGCGCCCGGCGCGGACAGUGCGUUGUAUCAAGAGAUGAAUGGUCUCUUCUCGUCGCUGCGGGAGGCGCAGCAUUUGCUCGAGGUGUACGUUCAGCUAUGCGGCGCGGUCGUUGGGCUGGCCUUCAUGCGCACGCUGCGUCUGUUUGAGAAGCGCAAGCGCAUGGUAGUUUUGUUUUUCACGGUCGUCGAGGCCUUUCAGCAUCUGCUGUUCCUCAUCUUCACGCUUUUCUUUGCGUACCUGGGGUUGGUGUUCACAUGCUAUCUCUCGUUCGGCUCGGAUGUAGAUGCGUUCGCGGGCGUCCAGGCUUCGUUUGUUUCCUCCUUUCUGCUGCUGCUCGGCUCCUUUCCGCUCUCGGAUCUCUUCCGCGCGAACGGCAGCGUGGCUGCCAUCGUGGUGUACCCCUUUCUGUUUCUUGUCAACCUCAUUUUUCUGUCGCUUUUCCUCUCGGUGCUGUUGCGCUCCUUCGCCGCGCGACUCGGCGAAGUCGAGAGCGCGGAGGCCCUCUUGGCGCGCCCGCCGCGGACGCUCAUGCAGAGCGUGCGGCUCUUCUUCAAGGAGUUGGUCUGCCAGUUCGAGGCGCCUGCGGCCGCGCCUGCCGCGCGCACGCCGCCCGCCGCGGAGGCGGGCGAGGAGGAGGAGUCGCUAGACGAGUUUGCUGUUGUGCAGGAAAUCGAUGAAGCCGCGCGGAAGCGCCGCAACAAGCCGCUGAAGGUCAUUGAAGUCCCGAAGGAGAUCGUGACGACGCAGCUGACCGACGAACAGUGGAUCAAACUCCCGCCGAAAGUGCGCGAGUGGGCUGCCGUCGAGGCCGGCGAGUUCGCCGACCUCUUCCGCCAGCUGUUCGUCCAGUCGGAGCUCGCGGGAGAGAAGAAAGUCGGCUUCAUUCAGCAGACUGAGAAGAAGUUCUUCGAGAAGAUCUCCGUGCUCGCCAAAGAAGUGGAGCAGCAGGAGGCGCACCUUGGUCACCGUCUCGCAGUCUACAAAAACAAUAUCCGCAUUGAACAGGACAAACUCGCCAACUACACGACCUACCUCGAACAGGCCCUCGACGAGAGACAGCGCGAACUCGAAAUGCUCAGGCGUGAACUCGAACUCAUCAAAACGCGCGCAGAAGAAAGAAAACAGGAAGCCGACCGCAGACGCGCCAGCCGACACUAG
Besnoitia besnoiti is the source of this 4902-nucleotide messenger RNA. RefSeq lists its product as uncharacterized. The transcript is spliced from 10 exons. The coding region runs from base 1 to 4902 and encodes 1633 amino acids. NCBI's taxonomy places the organism in Eukaryota, Apicomplexa, Conoidasida, Eucoccidiorida, Sarcocystidae. The record is from RefSeq and is a predicted model, not a curated record.